AUGGAAUUAGACGAAAGUUCAAUUCAAGAGAGGACUGCUCUCACAACAACUAAUUUAUCACAGAUGUUAUCCCCAGGGAAGCCGAAGCAGCCUUCCUUGUUCAAAACACCUUCAACUCGGGUUAAUCUUCAGAAAUCUAUUCAGCUUUUAGAUGAAGCAGCAGGCCUUCCAGUUAGUUCUGAUUCGCCAACAUUUCAACAGCGUUCCAUUCGCAGUCAACGAAACAGCCAUUUAACUCCAAAAAGUGGAUCUGUAUUCCGAGGUGGAUCCAGAUUCCCAAGUUCUAUCCCCAAGCGAUCAACUCCCUACAAUCCUAAUCAGUCUUUUAAUGAAACGCUGUUCCAGACACCAGUGUCUGCUGUUGGGACCAGCCUUGUGGACAAAAAUUUUGAUGAUGUCACAACUACAAAUGUUGGAUUGCUUCUUGAGGAUGAACCAGAAUUGGCAGCCUGCACAGGGCUUUACAGUGAUUUCAUGGAAGCCUAUCGAACCUUUUCCAGUCCACAGAAAGUCUUUGAGCUUCUCGAUCAAUAUGACAGCAUCUGUGAGGAGCAACUACAACUAAUGAAGAAAUUGGUCAUGAGGACAGCCCCAAACCAGCAUAAGCUAAGCAAGAAGCUUGAUGUCUACAAUGUCUUGUGCUCUGAGCGUGAUACAUGGCAGUUGAUCAUUUCUUUAUUCAAAGACCGCCUCGAAGAGACUUACCUGACACAAAUGGAAGUAGAAGAUGAAGCCUUGCACUCUUCCAGUAAUAUGAAAUAUCUGAGUGACAAAAACAUUAUGUCUGCCUUAUUUUUGAGAGAUUCUACUGUCAGAGAGGCUCAGAUUGUUGUUGAUUGGUUGGAAAAUUGUUCCAGAGAAAACUUAUCCAUUUUGAUGAAGAAUCCCAAGUUCUAUUCUGGCCAAGCUGUGGCAUGGGAGAAUACUCUUCAUCAGCUUCAGAAAAAAAGUCGCUUUACUUCAGAGAAUAUAGAACGACCUUUAGUAGAAGAAAUGGAUCCUGAUGCACCAAAUCGUCAUGGAAGGGUGCUUGAUGAUCUUGAUCAAGAGGAUGAACUUUUGCUAUUGCAAAGGAUGUUUGCCUGCAUCCGUGCAGGUGACUUUAACCAGGCUCAAGAGAUUUGUAUCAAUUAUGGCCAGUCAUGGCGAGCAGCAACAUUAGAAGGGUGGAGACUGUAUCAUGAUCCCAAUUUUGAAAGUUUGACUACACAUGAAACCAUUCAGCCUGUAGAAGGAAAUCUGUAUCGUGAUGUUUGGAAACAAACCUGUUGGGACAUGUGCCAAGAGGAGAAGUACAAUAUUUACGAGAAAGCCAUCUAUGCUGCCCUCAGUGGUAAUUUGAAUGCUCUCCUUCCAGUUUCUCGUUCAUGGGGUGAUUAUGUUUGGGCCUAUUUCCGGACAUACGUCGAUCAAAUGGUAGAGCAAGAGGUCCACUUCUUAUCUCACCGGAAGAAAGAAGAACUGCCACCCAAUUAUUUGAAUAAAAGAUUGGAUCCUGAGAUAAUAUUUAAAGAUAUUGAAGCUUGUGAUAAUGAAGGGAUCCGAAAAGAAAGUCAUCUUUAUUUUAAUAUUUCUUCUUCUUUUUUUCUUCUUCUUUUCUUCUUCUUUCACCCUAAACUUCUUUUCUUUUUCUUCUUUUCUUUUUUUUCUUUAUUCUUCUUCUUUUUUUCUUCUUCUUCUUUUCUUCUUCUUUUCCUCUUCUUCUUCUUUUCUUCUUCUUCUUUCUUCUCCCUUCUUCUUCUUUCUUCUUUCCUCUUCUUCUUCUUCUUCUUUCUUCUUCUUCUUCUUCUUCUUCCUCUUCUUUUUCUUCUUCUUUUUCUUCUUUUCUUCUUCUCCUCUUCUUCUUCUUUUUCUUCUUCUUUUUCUUCUUCUUUUCUUCUUCUCCUUUGUCUUCUUCUUCUUCUUCUUCUUUUCUUCUUCUUCUUUUCUUCUUCUUCUUUUUCUUCUUCUCCUCUUCUUCUUCUCCCCUCUUCUUCUUCUUUUUCUUCUUCUUUCUUUUUUCUUCUUCUCCUUCUUCUUCUUCUUUUUCUUCUUCUUCUUUCUUCUUUCUUCCUCUUCUUCUUCCAUUCUUCUUCUUCUUCUUCUUUCUUCUUUGAAAUUUCUUCUUCUUCUUCUCACUCUUCUUCUUUUCUUCUUCUUCUUCUUUUCUUCUUCUUCCUUUCUUCUUUCUUCUUUUCUUCUUCUUCUUUCUUCUUCUUUUCUUCUUCUUUUCUUCUUCUUCUUCUUUUUCUUAUUCUCCUCUUUUCUUCUUUAAACAAGUUCUUCUUCUUCUUUUUUCUUUUUCUUCUUCAAAUUUCUUCUUCUUUUCUUUUCUUCUUUUCUUCUUCUUUUUUUUCUUUCUUCUUUUUCUUCUUUUCUUCUUUUUUUUCUUCUUCUUCUUUUUUUCUUUCUUUUCUUCUUUUUCUCUUCUUCUUCUUUUUCUUUCUUCUUCUUUUCCCGAUUCUUCUUCUUCUUUUUCUUCUUUUCCUUUUCUUCUUCUUCUUUUUCUUUUUCUUCUUCUUCUUCUUCUUCUUCUUCUUUUUUUUCUUUUUCUUCUUUUCUUCUUCUUUUCUUUUCUUCUCUUUUUCUUUUUUUUUUCUUCUUCUUCUUUUUUUUUCUUUUUCUUCUUUUCUUUCUUUUUUCUUUUUUUUCUUUUUUCUUUCUUCUUUUUUUUCUUUUUUUCUUUCUUUUUUUCUUCUUUCUUCUUCUUUCUUCUUUUUUUUUCUUUUUCUUUUCUUCUUCUUUUCUUUUUUUCUUCUUCUUUUUUUUCUUUUUUUUUUUUUUCUUUUCUUUUUUUUUUUUUCUUUUUCUUUCUUCUUCUUCAUUUUCUUUUCUUUUCUUCUUUUCUUUUUUUUUCUUCUUUUUUCUUUCUUUUUUUCUUCUUUUUUUUUUUUUCUUCUUUUUUCUUCUUCUUUUCUUUUAUUUUCUUCUUCUUUUCUUUUCUUUUUCUUUCUUUUCUUUUCUUCUUCUUCUUUUCUUUUUUUUUUUUUUUUUCUUCUUUUCUUCUUCUUUUUUCUUCUUUUUUUUUCUUUUUUUUUCUUCUUCUUCUUCUUCUUUUUUUUCUUUUUUCUUUUUUCUUUUCUUUUCUUCUUUUUUUUCUUUUUCUUUUUACAUCUUUUCUUUUUCUUCUUCUUUUCUUUUUCUUCUUCUUCUUUUCUUUUUCUUCUUUCUUUUUCUUUUUCUUCUUCUUCAUUUCUUCUUUCUUCUUUUUUUUCUUUUUUCUUUUUUUUUUUCUUUCUUUUCUUUUUCUUCUUUUUUUUCUUUUUUUCUCUUCUUCUUCUUUUUCUUCUUCUUCUUCUUCUUCUUUCUUCUUCUUUUCUUUUCUUCUUCUUCUUCUUCUUUUUUUUUCUUCUUCUUCUUUUUCUUCUUUUUUCUUUUUUUCUUUCUUUCUUUUUCUUUUUCUUCUUUCUUCUUCUUCUUUUUUCUUUUUCUUCUUUUUUUUUUCUUCUUUCUUCUUUUCUUCUUUUUUCUUUUUUCUUUUCUUCUUUUCUUCUUCUUUUUCUUCUUCUUUUUUCUUCUUUUUCUUCUUUUUCUUUCUUCUUCUUUUUUUCUUCUUCUUUCUUUUUUUUUUUUCUUCUUCUUCUUCUUUUCUUUUCUUCUUCUUCUUCUUCUUUUUCUUCUUUUUCUUCUUCUUUUCUUCUUCUUCUUUCUUUUCUUCUUCUUCUUCUUUUUUUUCUUCUUCUUUUCUUCUUCUUUUUUCUUUCUUUUUUCUUCUUCUUCUUUUAUUUCUUUUUUCUUCUUUUCUUCUUCUUUUCUUCUUCUUCUUUCUUCUUCUUUUCUUCUUUUUUUUUUUCUUCUUUCUUCUUCUUUUUUCUUCUUCUUCUUCUUCUUUUCUUCUUUCUUCUUCUUCUUCUUCACACUUUCUUCUUCUUCUUCUUUCUUUUUCUUCUUCUUCUUUUUUUUCUUUUCUUCUUCUUUUUUUUUUUUCUUUCUUUUCUUUUUCUUCUUUUUUUCUUCACUCUUCUUUCUUCUUUUUUCUUCACACUUUUCUUCUUCUUUUCUUUCUUUUUCUUCUUUUCUUUUCUUCUUCAGUUUUCUUUUCUUUUCUUCUUUUGUUUCUUCUUUUUUUUUUCUUCUUCUUUUUUCUUCUCCUUUCUUCUUUCUUCUUCUUCUUCUUUUUCUUCUUCUUUCUUCUUCUUUUCUUCUUUCUUUCUUCUUCCUUUCUUCUUCUUUUCUUCUUCUUUCUUCUUCUUCUUUCUUUCUCUUUUUCUUCUUCUUUUCAUAUUUAUUUAUAUAUAUUUAUUUAUAUUCCUAAUUAUUAGCUCAAUUCUUUCUUUUUUUUUUGUUUCUUCUUCUUUUUCUUUUAAAAAGGCAAACAGGCCAAAUAUUUAUUCAGCCUCUUUGGAUGGGGAACUGGAAUUUCUUUAUGUUCUGUGGACAAGGAAGAAUUCUUGCUUCAUAUUGGUUGCAUUCUCCUUUAUUUUCAUAUUUUUCAGCUGCUGUCCUACUUUUUCUCUGGCCCUCUGUGCUGAGAACUUGCUAGUCUCAAUAGGACUUGAUUCCAAGCCUGAACAUUGUAAUGCAAUCCUGAAGGGCUACGUGGAUGAUUUGAUCAAAAAUGGACAGAAGAGACUAAUUGCUACUUAUGUUGCUACACUUCCCACUUAUUGUCAGGCGUUGGCAUAUGCAAAUUUCCUUGAAGGAAUUGAGCAGAAGGAAGAACGACAUCUUUAUUUGAACUUGGCCAAAGAUGCCUGCCUGGAUGUACCUGCCAUUACAAAGACAGUCGUAGAAAAUAUUCGCAAGAAGAAUAAUGAAGACUUACAAGGACAAUCAAGAUUCACUAUUAAUACAGCCAUCUCCAAAGAAGACUUAGAGAAAAUUGAAGCCAUUGAUUGGUUGGUAUUUGACCAAUCACAGAGAUCAGAAGCCAUUAGACAGGCAAAUGCUGUCAUGAGAGGAUUCCUGGCUACAAAUAAAUCUGCUGCUGCUCGCCAGGUAUUUGAGAAACUCCCUGCCGAUUCAGUUGAUAUUGUUUACCAGAACAGAUACAGGGAGAUUGGCUCCAGGGACCUUGGACCUGAUGACAGCAAUGCUGUUCGAGAGCACUUAUGUAUAAAAGCAUGUUUGGAUGCCAUUGAGUCUUUUAAUGACUGGUUUGAACUCUAUCAUCGUGGCAAGCCAACACCACCAGAGUCUCCUGAAGGCGGCAACUUUACAGAACGCAUGGCAUAUGACCACCACAUGAAAUUGUAUGAAGCUGAAUUUGAUCAUUGGAGACAUGGCUUGGAGUUACAGACUAAGACAACAAAGAACCGGAUUUACAACAUUUUGUUAUUUGCUGAUGGUGGUUGGAUGGUUGACCAGUUUGAAAAUGAAACAAUUGAUGACAGUCGAGAACAACAAAUGAAACUGUUGCGUCAGUUGUGCAUUCCCAAAUUUAUUGUUCAAUUGCAUCAGAUUCUGCAUUCCACUGAGCAGUUUGUUGAGUGCAUGCAGUUAGCAGAGAUCCUCACUUUGGAAAAGAAUGGACUCUAUCAGGUUUUCACAAAGGAUGACUUACAAGAAAUGUUGAAGCUUCUUCGUCAAUCUGCUUUAAUGUUGGUUAACAGGAAACAGGAUCCAUUUGGAUAUGAAGAUCCAAUGAGUUACGAGUUGGAAACACCAGCCACAUAA
Molecule: messenger RNA, 5595 nt
Organism: Acanthosepion pharaonis
Lineage: Eukaryota; Metazoa; Mollusca; Cephalopoda; Sepiida; Sepiidae
Source: the annotation of a GenBank genome assembly